Molecule: messenger RNA, 611 nt
Organism: Monopterus albus (swamp eel)
Lineage: Eukaryota; Metazoa; Chordata; Actinopteri; Synbranchiformes; Synbranchidae
Gene: pmchl
Product: pro-melanin-concentrating hormone, like
Exons: 1
Coding region: 70-477 (135 amino acids)
Biological process (GO): behavior; chemical synaptic transmission
Molecular function (GO): melanin-concentrating hormone activity; type 1 melanin-concentrating hormone receptor binding
Source: RefSeq, a predicted model, not a curated record
AAGAGCUCUGGAAAGAGAUUCGACCACAAAGCCCAGCACCUGACACCACCUAGAAGAUCUUCAUUCACCAUGAGGCGGUCACUCAUGUCUGUCAUUGUUGCUGUAGCACUCUUAUUCGACUGCGAUGCACUGUCGGUGUCAUUACCCUUGGGCAAACCUGAAGACAGCUCCUUGGAGCAGGAUACUUUUGUCUCACUGCUGAGCGAUGAGGCGACAGAAAAUGGCCUCAGGGAUGCAGAUGUGGCCACAAUGACCAAAACCCCAGGACCAAGGGUAAUCAUUGUCGCCGAGCCAAGCCUGCGGAGGGACCUGCGGGUGAUGCACAAUGGGCUUUCCUUCUCCAAGCGAAGAGCUGACGACAACAGCCAGGUCACUGAGCACAGAGAUGCCAGCCAGGACUUGAACAUCCCCAUUCUGAGGAGGGACACCAUGAGGUGCAUGGUUGGACGGGUGUAUCGGCCAUGCUGGGAAGUCUAGCGCAGUUUGCUCUGCUCGUCAGUGCCAAAACAGAGGACCACCACGCUUUCUGCUUCACACAGAGCUGUAAUAUAACCCAAAUAUUGUGUUUCUAUAUUUAAAUUAUGGCAUAUCUGAGAAUAAAAAUAAUUUAA